Schistocerca gregaria is the source of this 1436-nucleotide messenger RNA. RefSeq lists its product as uncharacterized. The transcript is spliced from 3 exons. The coding region runs from base 70 to 1155 and encodes 361 amino acids. The record is from RefSeq and is a predicted model, not a curated record. Lineage: Eukaryota; Metazoa; Arthropoda; Insecta; Orthoptera; Acrididae.
AAUGAGAUUAAUGUCCUCUAACUAAAACUGCGAAAAAUCAAGUCUCAUCAAGUACCAGUAGCAACACUAAUGAUAUCUGUGAACAACUUUGUCUCAUCAAGACUCUGGGAUAUUGCGAAGAUAGCACACAGACGACCUCAUUGCCGUCACUCUUGCGCACUGAUUAAUGUUGCGGUCAAAGCGAAUGUUGGUAUGGUCGUGUGUUUUCCAACGUUUCAACUGACUUCUAGCCAGGUACGGGGGACAAUUACAAGAUGCUACAAGGCAUUUACAGAUGGUGAGCAUGACUACAUUGUUUUGGAAGACCUGAGUGUCCUUGGUUUCCAGCCAGCCAAAGGACAAGAAACAUAUAACUUUGAACAUUGUGCAGAAGUUCUGAAAUGUAUGGCUAAGUUCCAUGCUCUUUCAUUUGCUAUGAAAGACCAGGAAUUGGAAGAAUUCAGAGCAGCUGCACACAAUUUGGAGGAAGUUCUCUACAGUGAAGCGCAACGAGAAUGGUACCGAGGAAUGAUGAAAAAUAUACUGAAUUAUUCUCUGGAGGCAGUUUCCUUAGAAUAUCCUGACAGUGUAUUUGAACAAAAGAUGAGAGAAUUCUGUGAAAGUGCAGUCUAUGAUAAAGCCAUUGAUCUUGUUAAGUCUGACAAGCCGCACUCUGUAAUUCUGAAUGGAGAUGCAUGGGGCCCAAACUUUUUAUUCCUUUACGGUGGUUCUGAUGAGCAACUUAUAAAAGAUCUUCGUAUAAUUGAUUUUCAAAUGUCACGCUGGGCAAACCCAGUAUGUGAUCUCUCAUUCUUUCUUUAUUCAAGCACAUCCAAGGAAUUCAGAGAUUCAAAUAUUUCAAAUCUGCUUAAAACCUAUCACCAUAGCCUUUCAGAAAUGAUCCAGGAUUUGGGAUCUGAUCCACAAGUUGUUUACCCAUAUGAAAUAUUUGAAGCAGAAGUAAAACAAUUCUCUGCUUUUGGAUUCAUUAUGUCAUUGGAAGCUGUGGCAGAGAGUACACUGAAUGAGCCUGAUAAACCGAAACUUAAUUUAAUGGAAGGGAAAGAAUUUAUUCCGCUGCAUGAAAUUUGGAAGUUUCCCCCAUUAACAAAUAAGCAAACAAUCAAGCGGCUAGCAGAUAAUGUAAAAUAUGCCGUAGAAAAUGGACAUAUUUAAUACGUAAGGAAACCUGUUUCAGCUUUUAACGUGUUGACUGCCAUGUGGCCGCUGACGACAAUAGACCUUUAUGUCUUACACCAUGGUCUGACCCGGCAGUGAAAUAUCCAUCACUAUGCAUGUGGCAAUCAAUAUGUUAAAUAAACUUAAUUUCAAAUUACUAAUUUAAGAAUAGUCCUGGUCAGUAGCUAAACAUAACCAGAAGAAACUAAUUUUUCUUGUCUUUGUCCUCCAUGAUCAUGACUCAACAAUGAUUAAAAAUUUGUUACAUUUAGUUGUAA